This is a messenger RNA of Homarus americanus (American lobster), 1840 nucleotides long. RefSeq names its product 26S proteasome non-ATPase regulatory subunit 12-like (gene Rpn5). The coding region runs from base 82 to 1512 and encodes 476 amino acids. The record is from RefSeq and is a predicted model, not a curated record. Lineage: Eukaryota; Metazoa; Arthropoda; Malacostraca; Decapoda; Nephropidae. Gene Ontology annotation, cellular component: nuclear proteasome complex; proteasome regulatory particle, lid subcomplex; cytoplasm. The transcript has 9 exons.
GUCGAGGGUGUGUGUGGGUAGAGCGGCUCGGCAACAUUUGUUUACAUGAGUUGUGUCACUGACGGUCCUUAAGCAGCCACCAUGUCGUCAGAAAAGAAACCAACCGAAAAGAAGCCUGUGGAGGCAGGAGGCACUGAGGACAGCACAUUGGGUAAUGUAAUAUCUGAAGGUGGAAGACUUGUUAAAAUGGAGGUUGAUUAUUCAACCACGUGUGAUGAAAAGAUACCAGCGGCUCAACAGAUGGCUAAGGACGGUCGAGUACAAGAGGCAGUGGACAGCCUCAUGGUGCUGGAGAAACAGACAAGAACUGGGGCUGAUGCUCACUCUACCAGCAGAGUUCUCGUGGCUGUCGUGGAGAUUUGUUUUGAUGCCGGAGAAUGGAAUCUGUUAAAUGAAACUGUUGUUACACUCACUAAGAAGCGUUCUCAGAUCAAGAUGGCUGUCACCAAGAUGGUUCAGAAAUGCUGUGACUAUGUAGACAAGGCACCAGACAAAGAUGCUAAACUCAAGUUGAUGGAUACAUUAAGGACAGUUACUGCGGGCAAGAUUUAUGUGGAGGUGGAGCGUGCACGGCUCACCCACAAGUUGGCUGUGAUGAAGGAGGCUGAGGGAGACAUUACUGAGGCUGCCACUAUCCUACAGGAGCUACAGGUUGAAACUUUUGGCUCAAUGGAACGUAAAGAAAAGGUUGAAAUGAUUCUGGAGCAGAUGCGUUUGUGUUUGUUGAAGAAGGACUUUGUUCGUACUCAAAUUAUUUCAAAGAAGAUCAGCACAAAGUUCUUUGAUUCUGAAGAAGUUGAUGACCUCAAGCUCAAAUUCUAUAACUUGAUGAUUGAUCUUGACAGCCACGAUGGAUCAUUUCUGAGUAUAUGUCGUCACUACCGAGCCAUCUAUGACUCCAAAAGUGUGAAGGAGAGUGAAACAGAGAAGAAGAGAGUACUCAAGCAUGUGGUCCUCUUUAUAAUUUUGGCCCCUUAUGACAACGAACAGAGUGACCUUCUUCAUCGAAUCAAGGAAGACAAGACACUCGAAGAUAUUUCACAAUAUAAAGACCUCUUGCAGUUGUUUGUAACUGCUGAGUUGAUCAAAUGGUCAAGGCUGUGUGAUGUGUAUGAAGCAGAGCUGAGGUCAACUGCCACUACAGUAUUCCCCAGUACUGAAGAGGGCAACGACAGAUGGACAAAACUCAAGAACCGUGUAGUAGAGCACAAUAUUAGGAUGAUGGCCAAGUACUACACCAGGAUCCAUCUGAAGAGGAUGGCAGAACUCCUUGAUCUUUCUGUGAAGGAAAGUGAAGAGUUCUUGUGUCAACUAGUAGUGUCUGGAACAGUAAUAGCCCGCAUGGAUAGAUUAGAAGGUGUGGUCAACUUCGGAACAACGCCGGAACACUCCCAGCUCUUGAACAGCUGGUCAGAUUCAUUACAUCACCUCAUGGCUCUUGUCAACAAAACUACUCACCUGAUCAACAAGGAGGAAAUGGUUCACAAGCACCUGUUGACAGUCAAGGAAUAGUUAAUUCCAGGCAGCAAUGUAGGUUUGCUUUAUCAGGAAUAUUUACAAAGGAAAAUAUGCAUUAUUUUCAAUGUAAUUUUUCUAUUAUAUAAUUUUAGUUUCGAACAUUAUUUGAAGGAUCUGUUUGGUCAUUUGAAAAAUAAUAAUCCUCAAAAAUUAAAUUAUUUCAACACAUUACAUAGUAACUGAUAAUCCUGGGUAUGAGUGGGUUAGCCUAUAUUGGUGUGUAAGUUGUAAUGCAAACAAUGUUGAAAAUACAAUGAAGAUUAGCACAUUUAUUACAGUACAUUGUAAUUAUAUUUCAUAAUAAAUAUUCAAAUGUAAUGUU